CAGGUUAGAAGGCAGCAAAUAGACGUAUCCAGACAUCGUCGAUCUUUUGUUAUUCUGUCCCACCUCCCUACCUUACCUUACCUAGAUCUUUCGUACGACCCCCCGCUAUCGCUACUUGUCUUGUUACUUGCCUUACACCCCUUACGCUCCUUACCUUACCUGACCUAUCUAUAUAUCUCACAACACCAUGCAACCCCCUCUCCUCUCUUCAUGAACCGUGGUACCGGCUUCCCGUUCGUCCAAUUACUCGCCUCCUCACUUCCCUACGAGGCCUACAGCACUUAUCCCAGCAGCCUGUCUGUGACAUCUUCAACAUGCCUUUCCAGUUGCUGGAAGUUGUCCCGGCUGCCGAUUUCAACGAGCUCGUAGAGUGCGAGUGGCUUUCCUACGAGAAUCCCAGCCAGACCUUCUUCAAGCUCUUCUGCCCCAUCCACGGUACAGGUCCGACAGCUCGCGAGGCAUCGCUCAAGGAUGCAACGCGUCGUCAGCUGGAAUGGCACCAGGCCGAUCCCACUAGCUACUGGCAGAAGGUGGUCAACGAAGAGGGGAAAAUUGUAGCAGGCGCCUUGUGGAAGAUUUGUCCAACCAACCCGUUCGAGCACCCUGAUGGGCAUUCAGAGGUUGACUGGUUCCCCAAGGGAGGCCAACGAGCCUUUGUCACCAAAGCGCUGGAGCUCUUCGAGACUCCGAGAAUGAAGAUGGCACAGAGGCCGCAAGUUUAUCUGAAUAUCAUCUUCACCCAUCCAGACUACCGACGUCAAGGUGCUGGUGAUCUCAUAUUGGAGUGGGGCAUCCGGAAAGCAGAGGAAAUGGGUGUAGAAAUGUGGCUCGACGCUACAGUUUACGGGGUUCCACUCUACAGAAAGCAUGGUUUUGUUGUUGUGAAUGAGAACAACAUUCGUCCCACGACAGACAACCCGGAUCAGGAGUGGGAAAAGAUUGCAAAAGAGCUGCUGCCUAUGACAAUGUGGCAGAUGUGGAGGCCCGUAGGUGGGAAGUACGAGGAAGGAAAGACUGUUCGACCGUGGGAGCGAAACGAAUAGGGGUAUUGAUCGGUCGUGUCUGAGGUCACACCCUUCUUACAUGCAUAUCAUCUUGUCGAGCCAAUCGAGUCACCAGUAGAGGAACUCCGUAGGACAACAAUCCGUUGCAAGCCUGUGCUAUCCAAUAUUGUAAC
Messenger RNA from Amorphotheca resinae ATCC 22711, 1177 nucleotides. RefSeq lists its product as hypothetical. The record is from RefSeq and is a predicted model, not a curated record. The coding region runs from base 315 to 1043 and encodes 242 amino acids. Gene Ontology annotation, molecular function: acyltransferase activity, transferring groups other than amino-acyl groups. The transcript is spliced from 3 exons. NCBI's taxonomy places the organism in Eukaryota, Fungi, Ascomycota, Leotiomycetes, Helotiales, Amorphothecaceae.